Molecule: messenger RNA, 1425 nt
Organism: Nicotiana tabacum (common tobacco)
Lineage: Eukaryota; Viridiplantae; Streptophyta; Magnoliopsida; Solanales; Solanaceae
Biological process (GO): regulation of transcription by RNA polymerase II
Cellular component (GO): nucleus
Molecular function (GO): sequence-specific double-stranded DNA binding
Source: RefSeq, a predicted model, not a curated record
CUGACUUUAUCCGACUGAGGCCCUCAACGCUGAAAAUGGGCGAAUCGGGCUAUCGAACUGCAAGCCCGAAAUUCAUUUCAGGCCCAAACAUGGAUUCGUUUAGCCCUCUCUCCGAGCCCAUUUGGGCCCGUUCCGAUUCGCACUUCUUCGAUCCUCCGUCCUACUAGGGUCUCCAACGCCCGAUUUUCAAUUCCUUUCGCUUCUAGUUGUCUUCCUAUGGCGUCCCCACCAAACCCUAACAACUCGCAGCCCGCCGCCGUUGACCAGCGCCGCCUGCAAUUUGUUCCGGUUGAUUUACCUCUCUCUUCUCCUAUGGUAGAUGCAAGUCCUGACGCCAUAGUGGAUAUAACCAGUCUGACUGAAGCAACCACAGGUGAGAAACGAAAAAGAGAAGGAAGAUUAAGAUCUAUCGUUUGGCAACACUUCACGAAGCUAAUAAAGGAGGAUGGAACUUGUGAGAAAUGCAAGUGUAAUCAUUGCCAUAAACUUUUUACUUCUUCAACCCGAAGUGGAACUACUCAUUUGCUUCGUCAUAUAAGUGAAGGAAUAUGUCCUGUAUUUAAGAAAGUCAAAAAGGAAAACUCGCCAACAGUUUUCAGCUAUAUGAGUGGUAGCAUAGACCGAAAAGUUGGUAUUAACCCUUGGAAGUUUGAUCAAGAACUGGAUCAUGCAUCCAUGGAACAGUCAAUUGAUGCGCACGAUGAUUUGUUGUCGGUGGGAUUAGAUGAUAUUGAACGUCAAACAUGCACUACAUCAGAAGGUGACUAUGGUCGCCAAACAUCAAUGCCCGUAUCUUAUAAACUUCCUCAGCAGCCUGCCAUGAAGUCCCAGCCUAUUGCAGCAUCAUGGAUGAGUGAGUUGAGGACUUGUGUAGGUAAACUCGUUGAACUCACAAAUGAACGAGUGUCAAAGCCUAGCGUGGAUAAGACUUGUGUGACUGUUAGCACACCCGAUUUAUCUAUAUCUUCUGUUGUGAAGUGCUUGAAUGAGAUGGAGGAUAUCCCACAAUCAAGUGCAAUGUAUUUAGAUGCGUUGGAUAUCGUAAGGGAUCCAGAAGAAAGAGAGUGUUUCAUUUGUUUAAACCCAGAGCCGCGUAGGAGAUGGCUGCAAAGGAUGUUACAUCGUCGUUUUCCCUUACGCUAUAGCACCGAUGUUUGAUCAACUGUAAGUACUCAACAACCAACUGCUAAAAAACAAUCAGCUUCUGGGAGAAUAUCAUUUGAUAACCGUGACGACUUUACAUGAACAGUUGUUUUUGUUGGUUAGAACUGGAAAGAUGCUUGACCAUGUUUGUUAUCAAAGCUUUGGUGCUGUACAAUUUCUGUUGUUUCAAAUGAGAAUACAUACUAGAAAAACCGAAAGUAUUUGGAAGCUUAUUGAUUGUGCUAUCUGAAUAUCAAGAAUAAAGAAGAUUUAUUUGCUACA